Messenger RNA from Thermothielavioides terrestris NRRL 8126, 1492 nucleotides. RefSeq lists its product as uncharacterized. The coding region runs from base 274 to 1398 and encodes 374 amino acids. The record is from RefSeq and is a predicted model, not a curated record. NCBI's taxonomy places the organism in Eukaryota, Fungi, Ascomycota, Sordariomycetes, Sordariales, Chaetomiaceae. The transcript has 5 exons.
GUAGGAAGUGCAAUUGCAAAAGCAAAGAGCAAGCAUCCCCGGCUUACUCCGUAACCGAGUUUUUUGGUGGGGGUAAAAACUACCUUACCAGGCAAGUCAUUCCAUUGAUAGGGGGCAACUAUGCACUCGUUCUUGACAGGGAUGCGAGAAUAAGAAAUGCCCCGAGCCCGGUGAAAUGGAAACGUCCAAAGUUCGGCAGGAACCGACUGCUCCUCGUCUUUCGUUCCUUUUCGUUCAUGCCGACGAGUCACUCUCAGACGGCCUGCAUCGACAAUGGCUUCUACGGACCCAACGGUCGAGGUCGGCGUCAUGCCGCCACCACCAGGUGUGACCCCCGACUUCCACCACACAACGCCCACCCAGAUCAGCUUCAUUGCCGUAUUUGCUGUGACCUUUGCGCUGGCGACGAUAGCCCUUUUAUUGAGGGUGUACACUCGGGCCUUUGUCGUGAAAUCCUUGGGACUCGACGAACCACUGCUUAUCAGCGCAUGGGCUGUGACUUUGGUCUUCUUCAUUGAAUCGCUUAAAGCCAUGCCAGCCGGGUUUGGCAGACAUCUGUACGAAGUCACAGCAACACAACUAACCGGAUACCUCCAGCUCCUCCUCGUGCUAGCAUUAACCUACAUCUGGCCACCAACCCUGACAAAGCUGUCCAUUCUCGUUCUCUACUGGCGCAUCAGCCCAAACAAGAUCUUCCGCGUCUGCAUCGCUGUUACCGCCGUGGUACUCAUUGGCUACACCGUCACCUUCACCGUCUUGUUCUCUGGACCCUGCAACCCGCUCCUGGGCACUCCUGAGAGCGCCGUCUGCCUGAACAACAUCGCCGUCGCCCAGGCCGUCCUCAACAUCACCACCGAUGGCGUCAUCAUAUUCCUCCCGAUCCCCACCAUCCACAGCCUACACAUGCCCCUGAAGCAGCGGAUCACCGUGGGCGGGAUUCUGGCGCUUGGCUCAGCUGCCUGCAUCGCCUCCAUCGUCCGCGUCGCCUACGUCCGCGCCAUGGUCAACAACCCCGACGUGACCUUCACGCAGUGCUCCGCCGCCGUCUGGUCCCUGCUCGAAAUGAACCUUGGCAUCCUGUGCAACUCGCUCGCCGCGCUCAAGCCUUUCGUCAGGCGGCACCUGCCCUCGCUCUUCUCAAAGACGGGCUCCGGCGCCGGCGGCGACAGGACCGACGACUCGUAUGCCAAGCGCAGCAAGAGCAGCCGGAAGUGGGGGCAUAGCUAUCAGCUGCACAGUGUGGGGAAUGGGAAGACAGAGCACGGGGCGGUCAAGGACGAUAUUGUCAGUGUGAAUCAGUUCCCUGUCGAGUAUGAUAGUCGGACGAAGGGGACGAUCAUGCCGGGGAAGGGGGAUAGCACGGAUACUAUUCUGGCGCCGGGGUAUCCGGCGCACUAGUCGGUAUGAGCGGCGUUGUUUGCGAUGUUGGCCGGGGUUGGCGCCCGGUUUCCUGUUAAUCUCCGAUGGUAGACGUUAAAGAGGUCCCGCCAAG